Molecule: messenger RNA, 2153 nt
Organism: Xyrichtys novacula (pearly razorfish)
Lineage: Eukaryota; Metazoa; Chordata; Actinopteri; Labriformes; Labridae
Source: the annotation of a GenBank genome assembly
CCACAACUGUGUUGCAGGAGGCCCCUGCAACACUAUUGCAAUGAUCUCAUUUGACAUAGCAGAGAAUAAGGUUGCAGGUGAGGCGUGGUUUAGUCUUUUACUGAAUUAUCUCCGGCUGAAAUCGAAAACACCACAAACACAAGUUUACUGUUUUUGCUGUCUGGUGGAUUAAAAUGGACCAGAAGUGGACGCAGAUUCUCAUGAUGCUGGUCUUUUGUCAAAGUAAGUGUGUUCUACAUUUUACCAGUACUCAUUUUUUGACCCCUAGAGGAACUGUUCAAGUGUUUCAUAGCUUGUGUUGUAGUUUCGUGCCUUCAAGUGGUGAUUAAUAUGGCUGCCUUCAUUUUUCACCUUCUUUAGAAAUUACUACAGGAGCUUGCCAGGACAUCGUGUUACGAGAACAGCAGAGUUACAGCAUCAAAUGUGAUAUUCAAGGGCCUGGUUCCACCAUUGUGUGGUUUCGAGUGCUGGACACUGCUGGCAUAGAGUUCAUUGUCUCCUUUAACGCUAUUGGUGAUUUAAAGCAUCCGUCAAGCUUGUUUUCUUCCAUCUUCAGUUACUCAAAGGGCAAACAUAACACACUCACAUUGAAUGCAUUCAGCAAAGCCCGUGACAGUGGGGUUUACAGCUGUGCCUCUCUGAAAGGGUAUGAAUUGAAGUUUGGCCCAGUAACACGACUGGUUGGAGGUCAGUGUUGUUCAUUUGUAAUUAUGAUAAAAGAUUAAAUCUAUUUAGCCACACUUCCCCUCACUCUGCUCUUCCCUCUUUAGAAAAAAUUAAAGUUGCAACAGAAGCCCCAGCGAUCCCCACCAAACCACCAUCAUGCACGACUGCUGCGCCAUGUGUCUGCGACCACAAGACCGAACAAGGUACAUGUUUCAAAUAACAAUGUUGUGUGUAUCACCUUCAUAGUUACAAAAAUAAGAAACAGACAUUGAAUCAGCUAUUGUAUUUUUAGAAGAGGAAACCAGCUUCUUGAUGCUUUGUCCUCCUAUUGUGCUGGGCCCACUUGUUGGUGGCUGUGGCCUUCUUCUUCUACUCCUCAUCAUCACCGCUUUGUACUGCAAUAGUAAGUGCUCUAACCUUGAAGAAAAGCUGUUAUGGAGUUGAUUACAGCCUAAUUUGUUGAAUAAUAUUCAAUUUGAUUUUCUUGUAAACUUUUCUGCUAGUUUUGCUUUCAUGUGAGUGUAUUUGUAAAGUAUUUAAAUAGACCUGAUUUUGUUUUAGAAAUACGCACACGGAGAUGCCCCCACCAUCAUAAAAGAAAGUAAGUAACAUGGUCUUCAUAUCUAACAUUAGAUUGAGUAGGAUCUUUGCAACAACCUUCCCAAUUAACAAAAUAGUCCUUUUGUUGCUCUGCUUUUAUAUCAAUCUCUCUAAAAACAUAAUUCUACCCCGCAGCCAAGAUGUAACUCAUAUUACUGUCAGAGAUUUGGUUUGACUAAAAUAAGCACCAUUGUUCUCGGCAAUAUAAUUUACAGGAAUCUAUUUAUAAAUUUAAGUUUAGGAAAGUGUGAUUUUUGUAGUUUCAGUGUUUUUACAUGCCACCUGGGAUAUAACGCAUAAAAAAGGAAAACAAAAUUUGAUUUCUUGAUGCAUGAAAGUAUUUGCAAAAUAUCAGUUAUAAGAUCAAGAAUUUAAAUUCAAUGUUGCCAAAAAAUUAUCACAAAUUUAAAUAGAUAAAAACAUAAAAACAUAAUCAGUAUUUUUACAUGUCUUUUUUUUAUACUAUUUUUCACAUGAUUUAGGCCCCGGCCGAUGCCUCCUGGAAAACAAGCGAUGCCCAACAGACGUAUGUAAAGUAAAAGGGGCUCUAUUCAAUUAUGUUUUUGUUUUUUUGUUUUUCACACCAAAAGUACUGCGCUGUUUUGAUUUUUUCAGAAAUCUUUUUUAACCAUUUUGCUGUCAUCUUGUUGAAUUCUUUGCUUUAUGACACUUUGCUUUCGUUUGCAGUUAACACAUUUAAACAUGUUUAUUCAACCAUCAUGAGUGCAAAGAAUAUAAGAAACCACUUCAGUUCUAAGGAUACAUUUUUAAAACUGAGCUGAUCUGCUAGUUUUUGUUGUAUUUUCUUACUGAUUGUAUAUAAUUGAUUUUGCAUUUGGUUUUUUUUAUUUUUCAUUAACAAUAAAAGCUUUAAAUCUUUACCAUAA